Colletotrichum chrysophilum is the source of this 1983-nucleotide messenger RNA. RefSeq lists its product as uncharacterized. NCBI's taxonomy places the organism in Eukaryota, Fungi, Ascomycota, Sordariomycetes, Glomerellales, Glomerellaceae. The transcript has 3 exons. Bases 1 to 1983 code for a protein of 660 amino acids. The record is from RefSeq and is a predicted model, not a curated record.
AUGAGACGGUCGGAGCAGGAGCUGGCGCAGAUGGAGGAGGAGAAGCUGUGGACGGGCCGCGAGCCGAUGCUCAGCCCGCGGUUUGGGGAUGAUGACGAGGAUGAAGAGCCCGCGGCCGCUGGCGGCUCCGAGACGGAGGCGUGUCUCGGUGACGUUGAGGUGAGAGGGCCCGUCGAGGAGGCGGAGGCGUUGCCUGUAUACGUGUCGAUGCAUCGAGUCCGCCGCCUCAUUGUCGCGAGCAUAGACGACCCGUACACUGUCGACCAGCUCAGCGACCCACGGCUCAAUGUGCGCAUUGUCCGCCCGCUCGUGGACAGACUCUACAAUCCAAAAGAUGUCACGAUAGUCUACUGCCUCCUCGCAAACCGCCUGUACUUCCUCCGCCAGCACUCCUCAACAAUCCACCAACCCCUCGCCAAAGCCCGCGCCGCCCUCGCCGAACUCGUCGCCACGCGCCUCUUCCGCCGCUUCCACGAAGACAACCCGGGCGCGCAGGGCCUGCUCGCGCUCUCGCGCAUGCUCGUCGGCGGCUUCGACCCCUUCGAGGGCGCCCCUUCGGCCGUCGAGUUCGAGGGCCGCAGCCGUCGGCAGUGGGCCGUGCAGCCGCGCCCCGGCGGCCACGAGCGCAAGCUCACGGCGCUCGAGCUCGCCAUCCUCUCGGAGAGCAAAGGCUUCAUCGCCUCCGCGGGCUGCCAGCGCGUCGUCACCGCCGUGUACGAGGGGCGCGUGGUGUACACGCCGCUGAGCUUCGUGGACAUCCUGCCCGACCACUUUGAGUACCGGCCCAUCUCGCUGUACGACCCGCGCAAGGCGCCGAUCCUCAACCACUACCGCCUCAUCGUGCCGCGCGCGCGCAACCUCAUCGAGCUGGGGCAGUUUUUGUUGUUGAUGGUGCUGUAUUUCAUGGCGAUGCUGUACCGCCGCAGCAGCAACGAGGUGUACGAGUUUCUGUUUUGUAUCUACGCGGCGGGGUGGGUGCUCGACGAGGUGGCGGCCAUCGUCGAGCACGGCUGGGCGGUGCACGCGCAGAACCUCUGGUCCUGGCUCGACGUGACCUUCUCCUGCAUCUACGGGGUCUACAUCCUCGCGCGCGUGUACGACGUCGCGGCGGGCAGCUUCCCGGACGGCCACGGCCCGCACGUGCUCCCGCUCGCGGCGCCGAUCCUGCUCACGCGCGUGGCGUUCAACAUCGCGCCGGACAACAUCGUGCUGAUCUCGCUGCACGCGAUGAUGGCGGACUUUUUGUUGGUGUCGCUGCUCGCGUGCUGGUGCUUCAUGGGGUUCCUGCUGGCGCUGCAGUGGCUGAUCGACUCGAACGACAACCUCAACGAGACACCCUCCUGGUUCACGAUCGGGAAAUGGAUGCUCUGGAUCUGGUUCGGGCUCGACGGCACGGGGAUCGAGGAGAGCGUGCAGUUCCACGUGCUGCUGGGCCCGGCGCUGAUGAUCGGGUUCGCGUUUUUGGGGAACACGCUGUUCCUGACGAUCCUGGUCGCGAUGCUGACGAACACGUUUUCGAAGAUUGUCAAGGGCGAGGAGGCGGAGGUGCAGUUCCGCAGGGCGGUGCUGACGUUCGAGGGGGUGAGGUCGGACGCGCUGUUCAUGUACCCGCCGCCGUUUAAUGUGUUUGCGCUGGUGGUGCUCGCGCCGGUGCGGUUCUUCGUGGAGGCGGAGACGUUUCAUAGGGUGAAUGUGGCGCUGAUACGCGUGGUGAACCUGCCGACGCUGCUGCUGAUCAGCCUGUGGGAGCGGCGGCUGUUCUCGCGGCGGGCGUGGAGGGGGAUGGCGGGCGGAGGGGGGAGGAGGCGGUGGUGGAGGUUUUCGGGGCUGAGUCCGCACGGGGAUAUACAGGCCGUGUUCGAGACGCGGCCGCCGCCUGAUGUGGCGGAUCUGAUUGAGGGGCUGGAUGCGCUGGAGGAGAAGGAGGAGGGAGUGAGGUUGCGGGCGGGGGUUCGGACGGCGGUGCUGGAGCAUGAUGAUUGA